CCCUCCCGGCCGCCGCCGCCAUGGAGUCGAACCGGGACGAGGCGGAGCGGUGCAUCGGCAUCGCGCUGGCCGCCGCCAAGGCCAACCAGCCCGACAAGGCCCGCCGCUUCCUGGAGAAAGCGCAGCGCUUGUACCCCUCGCAGCGGGUCCGCGUCCUGCUGGAGUCCCUCAACAAGAGCGAGCAGUCGGCCAAUGGGCAGUCCCAGUCCAGGGAGUCCACAAACCCUCCCUUCAGGAAAAUGAGCGGGGACUUCCCGUCAGCCAACGGAGAGGCCGGAGGGGAGGCCCCCAAGGGCUACACUCAGGACCAGGUGGAUGCAGUGAAGAGGGUAAAGCAGUGCAAAGACUACUACGAAAUUCUGGGAGUCAACAGAGAAGCUUCUGACGAGGACCUGAAAAAGGCCUACAGGAAACUGGCGCUCAAGUUCCACCCGGACAAGAACCACGCGCCGGGGGCCACCGAGGCCUUCAAAGCCAUCGGGAACGCGUACGCCGUGUUGAGCAACCCGGAGAAGAGGAAGCAGUAUGACCAGUUUGGAGACGAGAAACUCAACCCUGCCCGCCAUGGGCACAGCCACUCCGACUUCCACCGCGGGUUUGAGGCCGACAUCUCCCCCGAGGACCUCUUCAACAUGUUUUUUGGUGGUGGUUUUCCCUCUAGUAACGUUCACGUGUACAGCAACGGCAGGAUGAGAUACACCUACCACCAGAGGCAGGACAGGAGGGAGCACCAGGGGGAUGGUGGCCUGGGGCUGUUUGUCCAGCUGAUGCCCAUCCUCAUCCUGAUCAUUGUGUCUGCCCUCAGCCAGAUGAUGGUGUCCAGCCCACCCUACAGUCUGAGCCACAGGCCGUCUGUGGGUCACAUACACAGGAGAGUCACAGAGCACUUGAAAGUCCCCUACUACGUCUCUGAGAACUUUGCAGACGAGUACACGGGCACGAACCUGAAGAACGUGGAGCGGAGCGUGGAGGACGACUACAUAGCAAACCUCCGGAAUAACUGCUGGAAAGAGAAGCAGCAGAAGGAAGGCUUGUUGUACCGGGCACGCUACUUCGGGGACUCGGACCUGUACCAGCGGGCACAGAAGAUGGGCACCCCCAGCUGUAGCAGACUGUCAGACGUCCAGGCUUCCCUGCACGGAUAGUCACGGCUCGGCACCAGCACAAGUACGAGCUGCCCCGGGAACCACCGUAGUGCUUUUAACACUCAAAUCCCUGGCUGAGACACAGACCUCCACGAGUCUCCUGGGAUGCACACAGGGCGGGAAGCACCCCCUGCACCGAGCCUUCACCCCUUAAUCAAGAUGCUGAUUUGGUUUAGUUUGCAUGUUGGCACCCUCGGCUCUCCCCGUCCCUGCUGUCUCUGGUGCUGUCAGUGCUGGCUCUCCGGGAUCCCUGGGUGAGGUUGGGAGCCCCUUGGCUGGUUGGCAGUUUGUUGCCAGCCGUGGCAUCCAGCCUCCACGUUUUAAUGAACCCUUUUUUGGUUGCUUUGUUGCCUGUUUUACUGGAAAAGCUGUUAUCCCUGGCACGUGAAUGUGAUGACGGGGAACGGAGUCCCACCCAACAGAUGUUCCUGCCCCCACAGUUGCCUUCCCCUGAUGCUUAAGGAGAGCAAAGCAAAUGGCCAGAAUUCCCAGCAGGUUGUAGAAGUAACUUACUGGUUAAACUGGGAAUCCAAAUAAAAGCAGCUAAGGAGGGGGUAGGUCUGGAAGAUUUAGGGGUUGGAGAGCUUGGAUUAAGAGAGCCCUGAUGUGAGACCGGAUGUGCUGCACUAAAAUAAUGAAAAAGAAAUUGGCACAGGGUUUGCAGUCCUUUUUCUGCUUAAAUUUCUGGGCUGAUUUUGCCUACCAGGUAGUGUGGGCAGUGAAACCUGCAGGUCCCUCUAUCCCAAAAUUAUUUGAAAACAGGGUUUCUGUAGAAAAAGAUGAAGCUUGUACCAGGUGUGGUACGGACACCAUUUCGACUCAGAGGGACUCCUUGAGGACGCUGGUCAUUGAGCUGCUUGAUUUGCAGUUUUGGGGUUUAUUUUCCUUGGCAUCUGGGAGUUUGGCCUUUAAAGCAAAUCCUCUGGGCCACGUUCAGCUUUUUUUUUUUGGUGUAUCCUGGUUUUGGAUCCAUUCUUAUCUUGGUCCUCCCGUUCUCUUGUUUGGAUGACUUCGCCUCUCCUUUUGCCACAGGCUGGUGUUAAUUACCUGCUUUUCUUUAACUCCCUCCCUGCACCCCGUGGUCUGUAAGGAGCCUGGAAAAGCUGCUGCCUGUGCUGUGGGGUGGGGAAGGAAGGGGGAGUGACGGUGUGCGAGUGCCCGGAGACUGACACCGCUCCCGCUUUUGUUCCCAGCCUCUUGAAAUGCCUGAAGACUUUUGGUGAAGUGCACUGAGCCGAGGUGUGACAGACUUUACUGUUUAAAAGAAUCAAACCUUAUCUUAAAAAAAUGGAAUUGGAGAAUUAGCAACGCACAACUGCCCUCUUUCUUCUCUCUGCCUCUCUCUGCCGUUCGGGCAGCAACUGGGCCAGGACCCUCAGCUGCCCAACUUCCUCCUCCCCUCCCGUCACCCCAGCGUGCUCUGGGACCCCACAGCCCCUGGAACAGACACGUGGAGUGUAAAGGAACCCAAACUAACUGCAGAAGCUGCAAAGCAGAAGGAGACCCUUCUCUGCUGCCAACGGAGAGAGAAGCCGGACGAUUUGGUGAUAAAAGAAAACUCUAAGAAAAAAAAGAAGAAGAAAACAUAAUCUAUUUAGCAUUAAUUUAUAGCUGUAUAUAUGUUGUACUUUUAAACUAUGCAGGGGUUGGAUGAUUAAAUUAUUUUGUUUUC
Messenger RNA from Neopelma chrysocephalum (saffron-crested tyrant-manakin), 2817 nucleotides. RefSeq names its product DnaJ heat shock protein family (Hsp40) member B12 (gene DNAJB12). The transcript has 8 exons. Gene Ontology annotation, cellular component: endoplasmic reticulum membrane. Lineage: Eukaryota; Metazoa; Chordata; Aves; Passeriformes; Pipridae. The coding region runs from base 21 to 1145 and encodes 374 amino acids. The record is from RefSeq and is a predicted model, not a curated record. Gene Ontology annotation, molecular function: Hsp70 protein binding. Gene Ontology annotation, biological process: cellular response to misfolded protein.